AUACCCGUAUGUAUAUGCAAAACUGGAAUAAAAUCGCUGUGUAAACGUAGUCAGUAUGGUACACACGAGCGAGUAUAGAGUCGAGUUAUUUUAUUACCAGUGCACAUUUUUUUAAACGCGAUAGUAAUCAUGAGUGAUAAGUGGCGCAAAUAUUUGUUUUGGUUCGCUUACGAACAUGUUAAUUUUCGCAUCGCCGAAUUGGAAUCGAUCGUUUCUUUGUACCACAUUGAAUUCAGAACAAUCAAGCGACCUGAUGAUCACCCCUACUGGCUAGUGCUAUUACCAACCGAAGAUGUUGUUCAUAAAAUAGCGAGUAGAGCAGUUUCUCUACGUUUUUGUUUGGAGCUAUGGGGUCAUAGUACUUGUCUCAAUGUUUUACAUGAGCAACUCAAAGUCUGUCCAGAAGAGUGGCUUAGUCCUUAUAUGGGCAAGGACAAAUCAUUCAAAAUAGUUGUUGAAACGUUCUGCAAACACUUUACUCAGAAAGAGAAAGUGGAGAAAAUAGAGACUUUCAGUUAUCUACCUCUCGAAGGCCGAAUAAAUUUGAGAAAUCCUGACACAACCCUCUUUUACAUUGAACAUUAUGGUUUGGAUCCGAAUAACAUACCCGAUACACCUGAAGAAUUGUUCUUUGGCAGAUGGGUUACGGAUGGAAAGAGAGAUUUAAUACGAAAAUUAUCACUGAAAACACGAAAAUUCAUUGGGAACACCUCUAUGGAUCCUCAAUUAUCAUUGAUAAUGGCUAAUCAAGCCCAGGUCAAAGAAGGUGACAUAGUUUUAGAUCCAUUUGUUGGAUCAGGAUCGUUAUUAGUCGCCGCUUCACAAUUUGGUGCUUAUAUCCUUGGCACGGAUAUUGAUUUUUUAAUGCUCCACGCUCGUACCAGACCUAGCCGCAUAACGCAGAAGACGAGGACAGAGGACGAAAGUAUAGCAGCGAAUAUGAAGCAAUACGGCAAAGAGUCGUACUAUUUGGACGUCGUUGUAUCCGAUUUUUCUCGACCUCUUUGGAAAUCUGAUAUGCGAGUUGAUGCAAUUAUUACAGAUCCUCCUUACGGUAUAAGAGAGGCCACCGAACGCGUUGGAUCAGCAAAAUUGAAUCCUGUGAUCGAUGAACAUCAAGCUUCGUCACACAUACCGUCAAAAGUAGAAUACAAUUUACCACAAAUCUACGAGGAUCUCUUGAAUUUUGCAGCUCAGCACUUAAGAAUCGGAGGAAAAUUGGUGUGUUGGUUUCCACUUUAUAGGGACCAAUAUUCAGACGAACAAUUACCAGCACAUCCGUGUUUAACUUUGACUGCAAAUUCUGAACAAGUACUCAGUAAUUAUACGAGCCGGAGAUUAUUGACUUACGCGAAAAAUCGAGAGCCUCGAGAAUCCGAUAUAAUGUCUACAACAAACAUAGUGGAUUUUCGAGAAAAAUAUUUUGCCCUUCGCGAUGAAACGCGGAAGGAAAGGAGAUUGAGACGAGCCGAGGAGAGAGCCAAGAACAAGGAAGAUUGGGAGAGAAGAAAAAAUGAGAGUACGAGAAGAUGAUCUUAAAUUUUUGUACAUAACAAUUGUUUACUUCUUUUUUUUAAAUAAUUUUUUGAUAAGAUAAAUUGUGGAAUUACAAUUUUUUUAACAGGACGCAAUCUCGUCCGCAAUUUUAUUAUUCUCUGAUAUAUGAUGGUCUCCUAUGCGGGUUCACUUAUCGGAAUAAGUUUUUAUAAAUGCAGUUUUAUGUAAAUAAGUAAUAGCAUUAGUGGAGAUGAAAAAAAAAAAAACAGUAUGUUUGAAACACUGAAUGGGUUCGAUAAGAAAAAUGAAAAACAAAAGAAAACAAACACAUUGUCAUAAACAUUAUCCAACUUUUUAAAAAAUCGCACGGUUCACACGAUUCAUUUCGCUUUGGUAUAAGAUGGAAUGAAAUUGGUGAGCUUCACUUUCAAGUCUUAGGCAAAAUAGACGGAUCGUUAGAAAAAACGGAUUUUUCUUGAUACGAGGAGGGUAAACUAAUGUCUGGUACGUCUAUACAAUUUUAAUUAAAACGAAAUUUCAGUCAAUUCGAUUACAUUAUUUUUUAUUCUCCGUGGAGAAAAAAAGAAAAUGAUUCGUGGUUUGUAAUGUUUUAUUUCAUUUUGUCUGCUUUGAUUUAAAAAAAAAAUAAUAAUUUCGGAUACAAUAACAUUUGAGUGAUUUAGUGUUUCUCAAAUCAUCCGACCCGCUAUUAACGAAAAUAUCAUUAUUCAGUACUCCAAAAGUGCGUUGACAAAAAUUUCCAACAAAAUUCUGAUUUCUUGACAUAUUACUUAUUGUAACUAAUAUAUAACCAUAAUUAAAAAGAAUCUUCGAUAAGUAAUAAAUAACGAUCAAAUAAUUUGUAAUAGAUGAUCCAUGAAAUUAAUAUUUCCUGAUAAACACGUUACAAAUUCAGAAAUAUUAUUUUGAGAGUUACAUUCCGUAUAGUAAAGAGUAAAAAAUUAAUUUCUAUAGUUCGUACCUGUUUGAACAGUAUAGUUAUCGAGAAAUGAUGAUAGGGUCGAGUGUUUGAUUGGGAAUGUAUGUGGGAAAAAUUAAUAAAUUGGUUGUCAAAAAAUAAAAAACAUAAUUGAAAAGAGUAUAGAUGAA
This is a messenger RNA of Venturia canescens, 2607 nucleotides long. Its product is annotated as tRNA (guanine(10)-N2)-methyltransferase homolog. The record is from RefSeq and is a predicted model, not a curated record. The coding region runs from base 130 to 1533 and encodes 467 amino acids. Lineage: Eukaryota; Metazoa; Arthropoda; Insecta; Hymenoptera; Ichneumonidae. Gene Ontology annotation, cellular component: cytoplasm. Gene Ontology annotation, molecular function: nucleic acid binding; methyltransferase activity. The transcript is spliced from 8 exons. Gene Ontology annotation, biological process: methylation.